UUGCCUUCCUCGCUGCAGGUUCCAACAUGGCAGACUCUGUGAGGGAGCAGAAGUUAGUCGCUGCCAGAAGGAAGCUGCGACAGUUUCAAAAGAAGAAAGGAACCAAGAGCAGCAGCGUCAGCCAUCAUGAAGGAUUCCCUAAAUGUGAGAUACGUGCUUAUGAAGAUGAAGCUCCGUUAUCUGAAGCUGGGACCCUUUCUUCGUUUGCUUCUUCUGUUGACCUUGCAUCAGAGGAGAUGACAGACAUGAUAGAUGAAGCUGCCAUCCAAGUAAACACUGAAGUACUGAGACAUGAAAAUGCUGUUCUUCCCAAUUGUUCCCAAUCUGAUAGACAAGAGACAGCAUCCUUACAAGGCGUCCAGACCUCACAUUCAACAUUACCAGCUAGCGAUAGCCAAACACACACAACAUGUUCACAAAUGGACCAGCCUUGUGAUGUUGUUCUUCACAACAACCCAGCACCAGGAACCAUACAAGUUAAUCAGGAACACACAACCCCAGAAUUGAAUGAAAAGCUCCUGUCUCCUGUUGCACCUCCGUCUGAGGGGCCUCCCAUCUCUGAGAGUCCUGUGUGUGGGUUCAAUCAGACACUUGGUGAGGAUUCUCCAGACCUCAGUGUGGGGGGAAACAUUCACACUGGACAUGAGCAGUUGGCAGGACCAUUGUUCAACACCUUACAAAUGGAUUCAGAGGCCCAGGAAUCUCAUAUUUCCCAGGAAAUGCUUGAGAGAGAAGGCUCAGUCAGUUCAGAGACCACUGCCAGUGUGAUGACAGCAAUACAUGUGCCUGGUAAGGAGGGCAAAGACCAUCAGCCCAUCCUCAAGUCAUCUUCGGAAAGCUUACGGCAAAUUUCCCUGCAGCUCAGUGGUCUAAUGUUGGGAAAUGAAGGCACUGAGGGAGUGCCAGACGCAGCAGUGAGUGAGCUGGAGAGGCGCAAUGCAGAACUGGCGGCACUGUUGCAGCAGGAGAGGGAAGCAUCACAAAAACAAACACAGCUCAGCAACCAUCUGAAAAGUCAGCUGGAGAAAGUAGAGGCAGAGCUUGCUGCAGCACGAGGAGUUUUGAGUUCUGCGCCAAAGGGUGGAGGAGCCUGGGAAGUGGAAAGCCUGAGGGAGCAGCUGCAGGUACACAUCCAGACAAUUGGCAUCUUGGUGGCUGAGAAAUCUGAGCUGGAGUCCAAGUUAACACAAACUGAUCAUGUCCGGAAGAGGAAAGCAGAGGAGGUGAAUGAGCUGGAGGGGAGACUGAGUGCUUCCCGGCAGCGUGUGAGGGAAGUAGAAGCAAAGCUGGCAGAGGUAACUAGUGACAGAAACAACACCACUGGACUCUUGGAAACUCACCAAAGAGAAUUAGAGGCAAGCAAAGCAACCAACUUAAAGACCAAUAAGUUGUGUGAUGAGCUGAGAGCAACUGUUGCUGAAUUAACGGAACGGCUGAGUGUGAAGACGCAAGAUUUUGAUAAGUUGUUAACCCAACUCUCUAACACUAAGAGUCAGCUGGCCAUGGCAAACCUUCACAACCAGCAGCUGCGUGACAAUGUGGGAGAGUCCCAGCUGGAGAAAGUGUUAGCAGAACACAGAGAGACUCAAAAACAGCUGGAAGCAUCACAGACAGAACUUGCCAAGGCCACCACUGAAAACUCCCAAAUGGCAGCGCACUACCAACAUUACACGGCUGAGCUGGCAACACAAACACAAGCUCUCCAGGAACAGAUUGCACAGUUAACAUUAGAAAAGGGAGAGCUGACAACAUCCCUUCAAGAUAUGGAAUCCAAGUUGAAAGUAGCCCAGCAGACUAAUGCAUCUGAGGGGGAAGAGCCUGGCCAGUGGAAGGCUGAGAAAGAGCAUCUCUCGUAUGUCAUCACCUCUCUGCAGGAGGAGAUGCUGCAGCUAAAGGAAAACAACGCUGCUCUGAAAAAUGACAACAGUCAGUUAUCAAAAUUGGUGGACCAGCUGUCUCACAAUGUGGAAGGACUAGAGAUGGAGGUGGAGCGCAGCAAGACUAAGGAGGUGGACACGUCACAGCUGCUGGAGGCCAUGCAGAGUGACAAAGUUGCAGCAGCGAGAGCACUCACACAAAACAAACAGCUGAAGGAACAGCUGGAGGAACUUCAGAGUGGCUUCAUCAUUAUGAGCAAUAAGAAAUUAGAAUUGACUGAGAAACUAGAAAAGGAACUGCAUUUGAAGAAGCACAAGAACCAAGAAAUUACAUCAUUGAAUGAAAUGAUCACAAAUCUAAAGCAAGAAGCGCUGCAGAAGGAACGUGAGAUCGCUGUGUUGCGGGAGAAGACCGAGUCUCUUAGUGGUCAAUUGGUGACAGCCCACAGCCACAGCCACCUUGAAGAGAAUGGCCUGGCCCAUGACCACCUUGCUCAAGAAAAUAUCACAUUGACAGAGCAAAUUAAAGAACUAGAAGAUAAACUCAAACUUUCAAAGGUUGAAAUUGAAGACCUCACAAGACAGAAUAGUGAACUGCAUACACUCAUCACAGAGUAUAAAGUUAAUCCUUCAGAGGAGAAAGACCAGAAUGACACUUCGCCUUGUGAGAAUUCAGAUGAUGAAGGUGCAGCUACCAAGGGGAAGCUGCUGGGCAAAGUUGCUACGCUGACAUCUGAGGUUAGCAGGUUGGAGAGUGAGUGCAGCAGUCUUCAGAUUCAGCUAGACUGUGAGAGGGAUAAGUAUAACAAACUACUGGGAGAAUCUCUGGCUCAUGAAAACUCACCUGAAGAUGUUAUCACUGAACCAAAAGGAGAAACAAGAUUGGGAGAAAGUGAGCUUGAACAGAAGCUGCAACAUCUGCAGGAGGCUCACAGUGUGCUGGAGAGCAGGUUCACCCGCAGCAUGAAGGAGGUGGCCGAGCUGAGUGAUGAGAAGCAGCAGCUGGAGCAUGUCGUGGCACAACUGCAAUUGGAGACAGAGUCUAUAGGUGACUACAUCACCAUCUACCAGUUCCAGAGAGGAGUGAUGAAGCAGCAAGCUCGAGAACGCGAGUUAGAGCUUGCCAGUCUCCAUCAUGAACGAGAGGAAAUGAAACAAAAGAUAACUACUCUGCAGGAUUUGAUAUCAAAGCUGGUGCAGGAAAAGGAAGCAUAUCAUGACCUUGAACAGCUUGAGAAGAUAAGCAGUGUCCUUAAGAGUCCAGUUGCCAUCACAAAUGGUGUGGGAACCAGUGAUUCUGAGCCAUCGGGCAACAAUGGAGAGAUGGGUGACAACCACCUCAAACACUCUGGAGAGGAGGAGCAACACCAAGAAACAGAAAAUUGUGUCCAUAAUUCUUUGCCUGAAGAGGGAAUUGAUGCUGUAUCGACCCUUGACACUGACGUCCCUCAUGAGGCGAAUGUGAAUCCUACUGAACAUACACAUAGAAAGACCAAAACCAUUACUGCUGCCACUAUCACCACCACCACCACUACCACUGCUGCUGCUGCUGCUGCUACCAAAAGCCCAACUGUGCAGAGAAUCCUGGACCUCCUCAAUGAAAUGGAGUCCACCAGUCAGCUGGAGCACUCAGGCCUCCAAAAGUUUCAUCCAUGUCCACUGUGUUCCGGCAAACUUAUCACCGUAUAAGGUACAAGUAUCAUUGUAGGGUUGCUGUCUACUGAUUUGUACUUAAAGGUGUUAUGUCACAGCAUAUCUCUCUUUUUUAUACUCUCUCUCUCUCUCUCUCUCUCUCUCUCUCUCUCUCUCUCUCUCUCUCUCUCUCUCUCUCUCUCUCUCUCUCUCUCUCUCUCUCUCUCUCUCUCUCUCUCUCUCUCUCUCUCUCUCUCUCUCUCUCUCUCUCCAGUGUUACAUAGUGUUACAUAUUUCAUUCUUGCCUUCUUCCUCACAUUGUUUCUUCAUCUACUUUACGAGUGAAGUAGUUUUAUUAUCUUAGUGCAUGUCCUAUCCAUUCUGAAACUGUUGUUCACCAAUCACCUGAAAUGUAUCUUUUGAUAAUCAUUAACUUGUUUCAGUUGUACAGCCACUCUGAGGAAGGGCAUAAUAUAUUUCACCUGUCAUCUUUGUCGUACAAUCGUGCAUAUGACAAAAUGUGGUCCCUAAAACUUUUCUUAUUUUCUCCUCUCAUUGACCUGUCUAUCAUCUAAUUGAGAUGCCACAUAAUGUUUAACACUUACAGUAUUGCACUUAUUUAUUAAUAUUAUUCAGUUUAUCCACAUAGAAGUUAAAACGUACAGUGGAACCUCAGUUGCCAGCGUCUAGUUUUUCGUACAAAUCAGUUGCUGAACAAAGUUUUUAGCUCUAAAUUGGUUCAUAUGUAGUACUAUAACUCUGUUGACAAACAAUCCAUGGAAAAUAGAUUAAUCCGUUUAUUUGGACCCCUGGCCUGUGUUUGAAAGAGCAACUCUGCACGCACCCACAGUCCCUGCAGCACAUAUCCUGUAUCAAACACUUUUGUGUGCCUCUCAGCUGGAAUGCCUAAACGGCAUCUAACUGACAGUAAGAUGGAAUGCGCUGAUCUUCCUGAUGAAGUUUAUCAUGCAUCACUAGCUGUCUUGGAAUAGGUGAGGUACCUCUGUGUCGUGAUCGGCUGUCAUGACAAAUAUGGCUUCCCAAACAAGCAUCUUGCGGAAUCUUGUGAUUUUCAAGACUUGCCAUACCAGCAAAGCAUUUUGGAAAUAAUACUACCGUUCAUCCAACAUGGGUAAAAACAGAAAAUAAGAACAUUUUAUAAAUGUGCCCUUCAGGAAUGGAUUAAGUUCAGCAACUGAUAUUCCAGUGUAUGCAUUGUGAGUUUAUCUCUCAUUCUAUAAUGAACACCUCUUCCUAAAGAAGACCCAUGGAAUGGUCUUGCUGAGUGGCUAGGCUUCUCCAAAAAGUGAAUGUUGGUGUUCUCUACCAUGCCGUAUGUCCUUUUCCCAUUCUCUCUCUAUUCUCUAUAUUGUAUUGUACUAAAAGAUGGUGCUGGGAUGGGAUCUACUCCCCAUUGUCCAUUUUUCCUAUUCCCUAAAGUGAUGAAGUGUGACACUGGGGAACAAUGAUUUGCUCCUUGGAGAUGGUUGGGUUGGUGUGGACGACUGGGGCAGGGUAUGCUGUGUUUGUAUUGUCAUGGCUCGUCUCACACAGUAGUGGAGCACCUGUGAGGAGUGCUGACCCAAGCUGUCCAAGUCUUAUCCAGUAUGACUUAAAGUUUAAAAAUGGUUUAAUUCAUCAUUUUUUAUUUUGUUUGCUCCAUUUUAUUAAUUAUGUGAUGUAUUUGAAUAGAGAAGGAUGUAAUGUGCAAUUCUGUAUCCCAGCCAGCAUGACCAGAUUCAUUGCACAUAAUGAUCUCUACUUUGUCAGUAAUUCAGUGAUAUUGAAUAUUGGAUUUUGCUCAGCACUGCAUAGGAACCCUUGAUCAUAAUCAAAAUUCUGGAAGCAUAUGAAGUCAUGUUGUUACAUUCCAUAUGAGAUAGACAGGCAAUAUGCUUUGUCUGACUGACUGAUACCUGUACUCUGCAUUUAUGACCCCAGCUAGUUCAUCCGUCACUUUUUUUAUUAAUAUCUCAAUACCAAAUGUUCUAGUUGUUUUAAGAGGUCUGAAGAUUUUUGACUAGUACUUGUUUUUUAUGAAAUUACUUAAAGGGUUUUCAUAUUUAGCCCUUUGAAAUAUCCAAGAAAAUCUUGUUCUCCUCAUGCAGGUUUUUUCCUCACAUCAACGCUUGGCAACUGUAUCUGAUGUGGUUACUUAAGGGGGUAUCACACUGGCCUAUGAUAUGCAGAACGCGGGCCAUGGUUCUUGGUACAAAACCAGGAACAUUAUCACACACAAGCUGCCCGUGUUCUUGCUAUGCUAGGCAAACAGCCCAGCAACCAAGACCAAGCCUAAUCAAAAUAAAACAGAACAAAACCAUGCCACUUAUAUCUCAGCCUUUGCUUCGUUCUGGAAUUGCAUUUGCACUUCCUCUUAUUGAAGAAUAGUAAGUAAAAGAAACUAGAGGAAAACCGAGACGUGCGCGACAGCAACUUUGGAGUCAGAGGUGGUUGCCACGAGCCCAAACUACCGACAGAUAUAUAUAUAUUUUAUCUUUCUAAAUUGAUGAAAUAUUAUUUAAUAUUCCAAUAUGAAAAAUUAGGCAUGUUCUUUUUAGUUUAAAUAAAAGGUUUUUAUUACAUAUAUAUGUUUAUUUUAUUAUUGGGAUGGCAUACAGAGAACCGGGAUAGAUUUGAAGCCAACCCAACUUUGCUCUGUUAAUCCCGGGCAAGUUCCAGCUAUCUGGAGUGGAUGUUUUUCGUUCCGCGAAUCAUAGGCCAGUGUGAUAGCCCUUUAAUGGUGUUGGUCUUGCAUGAGAGACAUUUAGAGUGACAUUACAUCAAUGACCCUUCAGCCACACCUGCUGGCCUCAUGUACCACACACUUUUGCCUCAACUUGUGGAUGUGAGGAGAGGAACAGCAUUUGCCAACCAGAGCUGCAUUGAUCACCUCAUUUCGGUUCUUUUGAAAUGAUGUAAGCUGUGGGAGUAAUGGGAGACCUUCAGCGUUUCUUGUUUUUGUCUUUGUUUGAUGAUUUAGACAACUUUUUUUUUUACAAUUUGCCCCUUUGGGGUAAAUGUAGCAAUUGUCCAUUGCCUUUGUCACCUUCUCAGCAGUGGCAAAUUGUCUUUCUUGCCAUAGCUUUCCUCUGGCUCCGCUGUUAGUUUCAUCAAAAAUCUUAUCUUCUUAAUUCUACAUUCAAUUUUCUUUCCUUGAGGUUGUGGAACAUGGAGGAAUGUGAGUAGAUGAUUUGUCUUUCACCAAGGGUUGAGUUUCUCCUUAUGCCUUCAACAGCCUCUUCCCUUUGCUCCUCUCCAAACUGAGGUCCCCAUUCAGUCACCUUUAGAGAUCUCAACUAAGUCAUCUUCAAUUACUUCAGUGUUAGGAGAGCUAAGACUCAAGUGGAUUAUGGUCAGCCAACACCCACUUGGUCUUGGCUGUUCCAACACUACUCUGUAUGGUUUUAUAUAUUUGAAACAUUAUUCAUGCAAUUUAGAAUUAUAUUGUAUAUUAGAAAAUGUUAUUAAAGGUGUGUGUGUGUGUGUGUGUGUGUGUGUGUGUGUGUGUGUGUGUGUGUGUGUGUGUGUGUGUGUGUGUGUGUGUGUGUGUUUUGAAUAUUUACAUUAUUGUGCAUUUGAUCUUAUGAGAUAGUCCCAGGUGCUUGAAGUUUUCUGGUUUUAUGAUUUAUAAAGAUUGCUAUUUUUAAUAAAGUUAUUGACAUUGUUA
Molecule: messenger RNA, 7176 nt
Organism: Portunus trituberculatus (swimming crab)
Lineage: Eukaryota; Metazoa; Arthropoda; Malacostraca; Decapoda; Portunidae
Product: golgin subfamily A member 2-like
Exons: 18
Coding region: 27-3566 (1179 amino acids)
Biological process (GO): Golgi organization
Cellular component (GO): Golgi cisterna membrane; cis-Golgi network; Golgi apparatus
Source: RefSeq, a predicted model, not a curated record